GUGACAAUAACAACAAAACCGUCUGACAUCUCUGCUGUUAUUGCCUAAUGUGAGGAAGAUCUGAUCUUGAGAAUCUAACAUUUUGUAGAUUAAGGAAAACCAGUAAAAGUCCUCUGUGACAUCAUGGCCCAGCAGAGAGGAGUCAACAGUCUGCAGUUCAACCAGGACCAGAGUUGUUUCUGCUGUGCCAUGGAGACAGGUGUUCGCAUUUAUAAUGUGGAACCUCUAAUGGAAAAGGGGCAUUUAGACCAUGAGCAGGUGGGCAGCAUUGCCUUGUGUUCAAUGCUUCAUCGAUCAAACUUACUUGCCGUUGUGGGAGGCGGAGUCAAUCCUAAAUUCUCUGACAUCUCAGUAUUAAUAUGGGACGAUGCCCAGGAAGUGCGAGACCCCAAAGACAAACUUGUGCUUGAGUUCACAUUCACUAAACCAGUUCUGGCCGUGCGGAUGAGACAUGACAAAAUCAUCAUUGUGUUGAAAAAUAGGAUCUAUGUUUAUAGUUUCCCAGACAACCCUGUCAAGCUCUUUGAGUUUGACACUCGGGAUAACCCCAAAGGUUUGUGUGACCUUUGCCCUAGUUUGGAAAAGCAGCUGCUGGUUUUCCCUGGACAUAAAUGUGGCAGUUUACAGUUAGUGGAUCUUUCCAACACAAAACCUGGAACCUCUUCUGCUCCGUUCACCAUCAACGCCCAUCAGAGUGAGAUCGCCUGCCUGGCACUGAAUCAGCCUGGCAGUGUGGUGGCCUCCGCUUCUAGGAAGGGUACUCUGAUCCGUCUGUUUGACACUACGACUCGAGAUAAACUAGUGGAACUCCGGAGAGGAACUGACCCUGCAACACUCUACUGCAUUAAUUUCAGCCACGACUCAUCCUUCCUUUGUGCAUCAAGUGACAAGGGAACUGUGCACAUAUUCGCUCUAAAAGACACCAAACUCAACCGUCGCUCUGCCUUGGCACGUGUAGGAAAAGUUGGUCCCGUCAUCGGGCAGUACGUGGACAGUCAGUGGUCUCUGGCUAAUUUCACAGUGCCAGCCGAAUGUGCUUGUAUCUGUGCCUUUGGGAAAAACACUUCCAAAAAUGUCAACUCGGUCAUCGCCAUAUGUGUCGAUGGGACAUUCCACAAGUACGUCUUCACUCCUGAUGGAAACUGCAACCGUGAGGCUUUUGAUGUGUAUUUGGACAUUUGUGACGAUGAUGAUUUCUAAAGCUGGAGAUCUAAGAUUGAUCAGUGGCUUAAUGUAAAAUAGUACUCAAUUUAAUUGACCUCUGCAUGUUCUUGAGUUUAUGUUACUGGCUGGCAUGAUCAAAUGUACAUAAGCUGUCUGUGUAAAGUGAAAUUCUUAUACAUUUCUUAUAAUUCUUAUCAACAAUGUAGAAUUCCAAGGUCUGUGGCUAUGUCAUUGUCUUUAAAAAUGUAUGACUUUUGAACCUUUGAUUUUCCAUCAUUCUUUGGACUGAUAAUGUGAUGUUUGUGUAGUAGGACAGAAUUUAAGGAAUUUAAUUUGUAAAGAUUGAUUGCAUCAAUACAAUCUUUUGAGGUAGAGCUCAUAUAACUGGGUUUUGGGCUUUACUGUGUAUUUUAGGCAUAAAAAAUGCAAAUUUUAAUAUAACAAAUGUUACCUUGGAUCACAAAACUGGUCUUAAGUAGCAUGGGUCAAAAUUAUUGAUUUUUCAUUAGGGUAUUAAGUAAAGAUCAUGUUCCAUGAAGUUAUGUUGUAAAUUUCCUACCUUGAAUAUAUAAAUCUGAUUAACAAUGUAAAUAUUAAAAUUUCGAACAAUUCACCCAUAAAACUGGUUUUGUAGUCCAGGGCCACAUAUAUGUUAUAUAAGUGUUUGUCAACACUACACCCUUAAAUCUGUAGUGAUAUAAUUUCAAGAUUAUGAUUUAUUUCCAGCAAAUGUCAUAAAUAAAAAAUACAUAUGAUUAGA
Molecule: messenger RNA, 1924 nt
Organism: Triplophysa dalaica
Lineage: Eukaryota; Metazoa; Chordata; Actinopteri; Cypriniformes; Nemacheilidae
Gene: wdr45
Product: WD repeat domain 45
Exons: 11
Coding region: 124-1200 (358 amino acids)
Biological process (GO): protein localization to phagophore assembly site; autophagy of mitochondrion; nucleophagy
Cellular component (GO): phagophore assembly site membrane; cytosol; extrinsic component of membrane
Molecular function (GO): phosphatidylinositol-3-phosphate binding; phosphatidylinositol-3,5-bisphosphate binding; protein binding
Source: RefSeq, a predicted model, not a curated record